AACGCUGCUCCGAAGCGCUUCACUGGAAAGUCAACAUUCGGCUGUGAAACCAUUUUUAUUUUGACGUUUUACAAACUCUUUUAUUUAUUUCUUCAAUUUUUUUUCCAAACAAAAUUUACAAAAUAAACUAAAUGGAAUCUCCAAAUAGCUCUAAGGAAUUUGAAAUAACCGGUGUUUCGAGGAGCGGACGUGUCCGAAAGAAGUCCUCCAAACUCCUUGAUUUCCGGUCACCAGAUGAGAUCGAACCUAAGUCAAAGAAAGGCGGUGCAAAAUCUGCAAAAAAUCAAUUAAAAACAUCACUUGACAUGGCACCGAAGUCAGAUUAUGAAGCAGCCGAAUCUGAUGAAGAUUUCGACACUGAUGCCAUAGACGCCAAUUUAGAUGAUAAUUCGGAUUCUGCUGAAUAUAUGGAAGGUGAAGGUGAGGAAGAUGAAGACUCAGAUGAACAAUCUGAAGAUCCAGUGGUGCAUCAGAGUUUGUAUAUGAGUGAAAAAUCCAACAAGAAAAGGAUAUUGAAGGAUGGGAAGGUUGUAAUGGAAAAAGCUCAAAGAAAGGACAAGGGAAAAUCAAGAUUUACUGCUUACAUGCUUUGGGCUCGAGAUUCCAGAAAAAAUGUAUUGAAUAAUAAAAACAAUAGUUUGGACUUUGCGAACACCUCUCGCAAACUGGGAGAGAUGUGGGCAAAUGUGCCGGCUAAUGAAAAGAGCAUGUGGAGGCGACGGGCAAAGCGACUCGGAAAAAAGACAAAACAAGGUGACGACGCCCAGGGUCAAACAAAAUCAACUUUCAUAAACAGAGCCACAACAAGUCGGACAAAGAAGAUUGCUCAGCAAACAACAACUAGUUUGCCUGCUAAAUUAAGCUCGCCAACUCAGUCCACACAAAGUUCAAUAUUUUCUUCAACAGUAACCAAUACUCCGACACAGCCGGGAGCCUUCAAAGUAACUGGCAUUGAACCAAUCGAUGUAGCAGCGCACUUGAAGCUCUUGGGAGAUAGUUUGUCAAUAAUUGGGGAGCGUUUGAAGGAACACGAAGGACAAAUAACUGUUUCAGGGAGUCUAUCUGUGUUGUUGGAUAGUCUUUUGUGCUCUGUUGCACCGCUUGUUUGUUUAACCACCCAAAUUCCGGGUAUGGAGAAUCGAAAAGGUCUGAAUGACACUUUACAUGCGACUAUGGAUAACAUUGCAUAUAUAAUGCCAGGAUUAUAGAUAUUUAUGUUUUAAGCAAUAAAUUAGAUAACUGUGAAAA
Eupeodes corollae is the source of this 1248-nucleotide messenger RNA. RefSeq names its product HMG box-containing protein 4. The record is from RefSeq and is a predicted model, not a curated record. Bases 132 to 1208 code for a protein of 358 amino acids. NCBI's taxonomy places the organism in Eukaryota, Metazoa, Arthropoda, Insecta, Diptera, Syrphidae. The transcript has 4 exons.